CCCUGGGGCCUUAUGACCUCCCCCCCUCACCCGCUGGAGCCAGGCUCACACCAUGGCCACGCUGGCGGCCUUCCUGCUGCUCUGGGGUCUCUCGCUGAGCCCGGCGGCCGAAGCGGCCACAUUUAUUGAUACCCGGCCGGACCUGUGGGCAGAGGCUGGCUCGCUGCAGGAACCCUGGGCCAACCUGACCCUGGUCUGCCGCGCCCUCCUGGGCACCUCGGACUUUCAGCUGUUCAAGGACGGGGAGCUCCAGGAGCGGGUGCGCUUCAGUGAGGGGGGCUUGGAGCAUCGCUUCCCACUGGGGGCGGUGACGGCGGACACGCAGGGCCUGUACCGCUGCCGCUAUGCCAUGGGCGAGAACAGAUGGACCUCGCUGAGCAACCUGGUGGAGGUGACUGGGGCAGACACCCUGCCCGCACCCGAGCUCUCCAGCAAGCCCGUGUCCUGGAUCUCACCGGGCCUGACCCCCACCCUGCUGUGCCGAGCGGGACUCGCGGGGGUGACCUUCCUGCUGAGGCGGCAAGGCGACGACCAGUUCCUGGAGGUGGCGGAGGCCCCCGAGGCCGUGCAGGCCACCUUCCAGGUCCACCGGGCCGGCAACUACAGCUGCAGCUACCGCACCCACGAGGCCGGCGCCCCCUCUGAGCCCAGCGCCACCGUGACCAUUGAGGACAUGCCCAGGCCGCCGCCGCCCAGGCUGAGCGUGGAGCGGGAGUCCGGGGAGUCCGCCGCCGUCCUGUUCCCGUCGAGUCCCCAGGUCUCGCUGAGAUGCGUGGCGCCCGUGGAGGGCGUGGAGUUCCAGCUGCGGCGCGGGGACCAGGAGCUCCUGGUCAGCAGCUGGGGCACCACCCCCGGCACCGUCAACUUUGAGCUGAAAUCCCUGAAGCCCGCGGACAGCGGCCUGUACACCUGCCGCUACCAGCUGCGCGGGGAGGACCUGCCCUGGUCCCUGGACAGCGCGCCCGUGGAGCUGCUGCUAAGCGAUGAGUCGCUGCCGGCGCCCGAGCUCUCCGCCGAGUCGGUGACCCCGCUCUCGGGGCCGGGCGCGCGGGUGAAGAUGCAGUGCCGCGCGCCGCGGGCCGGGCAGCGCUUCGCGCUGGUGCAGGAGGACGCGGGCGGGCGGCGCCGGGUGCGCGGCCUCCAGAGCCCGGAGGGCAAGGAGGCCCGGUUCGAGCUGCGCGACGUGUCGCCGAUGGACUCGUCCAACUACAGCUGCGUCUACGUGGACCCCGCGCGGCCCGGGGGCUCCGCGCCCAGCGCGCGCCUGGAGCUGCGCGUGGACGGACUCCUCCCCAAGCCGCGGCUCCGGCCCCUGUGGAGCGGGAAGGUGAGUCCGGGCCGGGACGCUGCCCUGCGCUGCGAGACCCCUGUGGCCCACCAAUCCUUGGAGCUGCUGGCAGCAGGCGAAGUGGUGGCCUCCGCGUAUGGCCCCUCCGAGGACCUGGUGCUGACCUACGUGGGGCCCCAACACGCCGGCAAGUACAGCUGCCGCUACCGCUCCUGGUGGCCCCUGGUGUCUGAGCUGAGCGACCCCGUGGAGCUCCAGGUGGCAGAACGCUGAUCCAGCUGCAGACCUGGCUGCUGAGGGUCUCCUGGUUCCCUCUGGCCCUGCUCCUCCUGCUGCAGCUCGAGGCUGGACCAUGCCCGGAGCAGGGAGAGUGUGUGUGGGGGGCGUCAGGAGGGCUCCCCC
Molecule: messenger RNA, 1690 nt
Organism: Myotis myotis
Lineage: Eukaryota; Metazoa; Chordata; Mammalia; Chiroptera; Vespertilionidae
Gene: A1BG
Product: alpha-1-B glycoprotein
Exons: 8
Coding region: 53-1561 (502 amino acids)
Source: RefSeq, a predicted model, not a curated record